GCAAGCUGCACCAGAUGCCAGGAGCUAGCUGAUGAUCGUUGGCGUACAUUAUGGACCAAACAAGUGGAUCGCCAGCAGGACAAGCACAGCGUGGUCAGCAGUGGAGGGGAAGAAGCCGAGGAUGGGGUCGUGGCAGAGGAUGGUGGAGAGGCCGCGGUGGAAAAAGUCAAGGACAGUAUUUCAGUCACCACGGUGGGAGAGGAACAAAUGGAGGUAGAGGUGUUGGUUUCAUGAACAACCCAAUGCCAAACACACAGAGACCCAGAUUUGUUCAGACUCAUGUUGAAGUGUCUUCGCCAUAUUCUGGCUGGAAACUUUAUUUUCCAGAUGAAGUGUACUCUGAUCACUCUGCUACUGUUCAGAAAGUCCAAGUUUUUGAGAAGUACUUCAUCAGCUGGCAAAAACUUUACAACUGGGAUGAUAUUGAACUAAGAGGCUUUUUCACCAUAGAUUACAAUGAAUUGUCAAGUGACCAAAUUAUAAAAGAUGGUUGCCUAAAUCUUGACAAUGAUCUGAGAGACACACCUGAUAAGGUUCUGCCUUGCCUUGGACUUGCCAUGCAUCAACUGGUUUCACAUCAUCAUAGAAUGGAAGCUGCAGCCUUGGCACUAGAGCUAGGGGAAGGUGCUGGUAAUUCAGAAGAAGAGAGUUAUAUUGCCCCUUUUAUUAGGGCAAGAGUUCUGAACUUUGGUACUGUCCUGCCUUUUAAAAGCCUCAAGGCUAACUGUUACGGAAAGUUUGUAUCAGUGAGGGGUACUGUGGUGCGUGUCAGCAAUAUAAAACCUAUGUGCACCACCAUGGCAUUUGAAUGUGUCGGCUGCCAUACUGAACAGACACAGAUACUACCAGAUGGAAAGUACAUUGUCCCAACUAAGUGUCCUGGUGAAAACUGUCGAGGAAGAACAUUUCUUCCAAAACGCACCUCUGACUUGACAGAAACAAUUGACUGGCAAACCAUUCGAUUGCAGGAAAUUACCUCUGAUAACCAAAAAGAAGCUGGAAGAAUACCCAGGACAGUAGACUGUGAACUGACAUCAGAUCUUGUGGAUUCUUGUGUCCCUGGGGAUGUUGUGACUGUGUCAGGCAUUGUGAAAGUCAACAGCAUUGAUGAAGGCCGAAGCAAAAACAAAGAGAAAUGCAUGUUUUUGCUGUAUAUUUUUGCCAACUCCAUCAGCAACAGCAAGGGUUGCAAAACAAAUGGAUCAGAUGUUAACAGUGCAGACAGUAGGGAGAAAAGUAGAAACAUUAGUUCUGGGGGAGGUCGUUUGGCCAUGGAAUUCUCCAUGAAAGAACUAUAUGCCAUUCAAGAAAUUCAGAGUGAGCCAAAUCUCUUUCGACUGCUUGUGGCGUCCCUGUGCCCAACAAUCUAUGGACAUGAGUUGGUGAAAGCAGGACUCAUUCUUGGUCUCUUUGGUAGUGGUCAGAAGUUUGUCAAUGACAGAAAUCGGAUUCCGGUUCGUGGUGAUCCACAUAUCUUAGUGGUUGGUGACCCAGGUCUUGGAAAGAGCCAGAUGCUUCAAGCUGCCUCUACCAUUGCACCUCGCAGUGUCUAUGUGUGUGGAAAUACCACAACAACUUCUGGUUUAACAGUAACCUUGUCUAAAGAUGGAAAAUCGGGAGGAGACUUUGCACUAGAAGCUGGAGCUUUGGUUCUGGCUGACCAGGGCUGUUGCUGUAUAGAUGAGUUUGACAAAAUGGGUUCUCAGCACCAAGCCCUUCUAGAAGCAAUGGAGCAGCAGAGUAUCAGUAUUGCAAAAGCUGGUAUUGUUUGCAGUCUGCCAGCUCGAACAUCUAUCCUCGCAGCAGCCAAUCCUGUUGGAGGCCAUUACAACAAAGCAAAAACAGUGGCAGAAAAUUUAAAGAUGGGAAGUGCCCUGUUGUCUCGAUUUGACCUUGUCUUCAUAAUGCUUGAUAAACCAGAUGAGAACAUGGACUGUUUACUAUCAGAGCAUGUGAUGGCUCUUCAUGCUGGCCAGAAAGGAAUGACAGCUAGUACAACAGUACAGAGAAAUGACCUGGCCCAGGAAACAUCAUAUUCACAAUGGGAAGCUGAUAAACCUCUCAGUGAAAAACUGAAGGUGCCAAAAGGUCAGCCUCUGGAUCCGAUACCUCCACCUCUUCUUCGUAAGUACAUCGGAUAUGCUCGGAAAUAUGUUCAUCCUAAAAUUGGAAAAGAUGCUGCUAAAAAUCUGCAGAAUUUCUAUUUGGAGCUGCGAAAACGACACCAGACAAGGGACAGUACUCCAAUAACAACCAGGCAGCUGGAGUCACUUAUACGUUUAACGGAGGCCAGAGCAAGGCUAGAGCUAAGGGAAGAGGCCACAGCAAAAGAUGCUGAGGAAGUGGUAGAAAUAAUGAAAUACAGCAUGCUGGAUGUAUUCACUGACCAGUUUGGCUUGCUGGAUUUCCAGAGAUCACAGCUAGGUUCUGGAAUGAGUGGUCGCUCUAUACCCAAGAAGUUUAUAUCUGCACUGCAGAGGGUUGCAGAACAGACAUACAACUCCAUUUUUACUGUGCAGCAGAUGUGGCAGAUUUCAAAGGAUAUCGGAUUACAAGUGUCAGACUUUGAAACUUUUGUUUGUUCUUUAAACAAUCAAGGCUACCUUCUUAAAAAAGGAAGCAAAGUGUACCAGUUGCAGACAUUUGACUACUGACUGAGCAUGAUUUUCCUAACAAAAUUAAACAGUAUGAGGCUUGAGCAAUGUAAACACGUUUUAAAAUACUACAGAUGAGAUAUUACUGAUCUCUUUGUCUAUAGCUUACUUUAACACAUAAGUAUGAGGUAUACAACUUUUGGCAUCUGAGCAUGCAUAUUUGUGAUUUGGGUUCAGGACUGGGAUUAUGUGUCUGUACAUGUGUAUGUAGGGUAUGGUCUGGAUGAAUCUUGUCAAAGCAUUCAGUUAUGUAUGAAUUGUAUUUCAUAUUUAGAUGUAAUAAUUUGUAAUAUAUUGUGAAUUACACUUUAUUAUAUUACCUGUUUACUUCACUGAAUUUUCCUAUCUUACUUUCUUUUAAAUUUAUUGAUGUUGAAUGCAGUAAUAAACAUCUAGAGUCCUUACUUUCUUUUCACCACUUCUUUUUUUUAACCACUGGUACCGUGGGUGUUGUGUUGUGGGAGACAAAGACAGUGACUAUUGACUCGGUGUAACCAUGGACAUGUUUAGGUGGAUUGCUGUCUGUCUGCCAAGACCAACGCUUAGCCUCUUGCGAAGUGAUCCGCUGUUAGUCUUGGCGAGCCUAAACAAAGAAUGUGAAUGAGCCAGAAGCUAUGUCGUCUAAUGCCUCGUUUUAGCAGUUAACUGGAAAAAAUCAUCUGCCAGCAGUCCAGGGGUAUUAGUUCGUGGUGUAACAGUAAAAGCCAAGUGACAAGAUGUUCUCUGCUACGCUCUCACACUAGUGUCUGCAGUGUUGUCCUUUUGCUCAGGUGCCAGAACAUCUUUGAGUGUAGGCUUUUGGUGCUGGGUAAUUAAAUGGCAUCCUGCUCAUGUCUGAACCACUUGACUCUUAGCUACUAUCUGGUGUGGACUUCACCACCUCCUGGAAUUUUUUGUUGUUGAUCAUUUCUUCUAGUUUUGUUAGCUUCCUGUCAUUUCAUGUUUUCUUUCCUAGGCCUUAGUUAACAUUGAGCUAGUUAGACUUCAUUGUUCUUUCAUCAUCAAUUAAAGUGGUUUUCCUUGCAUUAACCAAACUAAAUAUUUCAUAAUAUGGAUUAUGUUUCCUAGCUUUUUAAAGUGUGCAUAUACAGCACUUCGACAGUCAACUCCAAGAACAUCAUCUUGCUGAUCAGUAAAUAUAUUCAACCUUGUCUUAACCAAGGACGUUUGAAAAAUCUCCCAAAAUUCCAGAGAUAUUCUAGAUAUCUUUGGAAGCGCCUGAAGAUGGCAGAAGCAAGACAUGAAGAGAAAAAAAACAA
Pomacea canaliculata is the source of this 3913-nucleotide messenger RNA. Its product is annotated as DNA helicase MCM8-like. Gene Ontology annotation, biological process: double-strand break repair via homologous recombination. Gene Ontology annotation, molecular function: ATP hydrolysis activity; single-stranded DNA binding; single-stranded DNA helicase activity. NCBI's taxonomy places the organism in Eukaryota, Metazoa, Mollusca, Gastropoda, Architaenioglossa, Ampullariidae. Gene Ontology annotation, cellular component: MCM complex; nucleus. The transcript is spliced from 29 exons. The record is from RefSeq and is a predicted model, not a curated record. Bases 51 to 2654 code for a protein of 867 amino acids.